UGUAGUCGAAGUUAAAUUCACAAACACCACACACACGCACACACACUCCGUGCACACAUAUUUGUUUUGUAAUUUUGUAGUAAAUUUGGUGUUGCGUAGUGUGCAGAAUGAGCAAGGAAAUCAGCUUAGCCGAGGUGAAGAAGCACAACAAGUCCAACGAUCUGUGGGUGAUAAUCGAGGACAAAGUCUACGAUCUGACCAAGUUUCUGAAAGAGCAUCCUGGCGGCGAGGAUUCCCUGAAAUCUGUGGCUGGUCGCGAUGGCACCAAGGAGUUCAUCGAUGUGGGCCACAGCCAGGAGGCGCGCGAGAUUAUGAAGAAGUUCCUGAUUGGCAAUUUGGCGGCCAGCGAUAUUAAAAAGAAGAAGCCGCCCGUCGGUUGCCGGGAAAUCGGACUGGCCGUGGGCGGCAUUCUGCUGGGCAUGGCGCUCAUCUAUGCCUUCAAGCGUGCAACGGCCAAUAACUAAGUGUCUGCAGCAGGACUCGGCAAACGGCAACCGGCUGCGUCGCAAUGUUACAAAAACACUCAACUUCAUUCCGUGAUGCGUUUGAAAAUCUAACAAAACUAGUUAAAAAAACACUCUUUUUGAUAUUGUAAUUUUGUAAAGAACGUUGAUAUUAAACCUGUAAAGUCUUAAAUAGAACAAUUCUUAUAUAACAGAA
Messenger RNA from Drosophila montana, 660 nucleotides. RefSeq names its product cytochrome b5. The coding region runs from base 108 to 464 and encodes 118 amino acids. Lineage: Eukaryota; Metazoa; Arthropoda; Insecta; Diptera; Drosophilidae. The transcript has 4 exons. Gene Ontology annotation, molecular function: heme binding. Gene Ontology annotation, cellular component: intracellular membrane-bounded organelle; membrane. The record is from RefSeq and is a predicted model, not a curated record.